AUGGCAGACUUACCAAAGUUUUUUGCCCUUAAGUCAGUCAGGAACCAGAAAUACGUGGUCCUCAAAGACCAAUCCACUGCAGAGCUGCCAAAUAGGCUCGAAGUCUCCGGAGAGGAAAGUCACAGCAAAUACGCAAGGUUCAAAGUGGAGAAGGACGUAAACCAACCCAGUCUGGUGCAUAUAAAAUCCACGUACAACGACAAAUACUUGAGAACAGCAGGCCAAGACAGUACUUGGAUUGUGGCUGAUGCUGAUGAGAAGCAGCCAAAUAAAAACCAGUGGUCAUGUACACUCUUCAAGCCUGUGGUUUUGCAAAAACCGGCACCAUACGUCGACGGCGUAUACCAGUUCGUCCACGUGCAAUUGGGAAACCUUACAGAGCCAAAAUCUGGAACCAACUUCGAUGAUGCCCUUGCUGCCGAUAGUGAAAAACCCAUCAAUACCCCUGCCUUCAUUGUCGAAAAACUUCCAGGAUGA
Prunus armeniaca (apricot) is the source of this 477-nucleotide messenger RNA. The record is from the annotation of a GenBank genome assembly. NCBI's taxonomy places the organism in Eukaryota, Viridiplantae, Streptophyta, Magnoliopsida, Rosales, Rosaceae.